Messenger RNA from Nerophis ophidion (straightnose pipefish), 2303 nucleotides. Its product is annotated as myosin-IIIb-like. Bases 71 to 958 code for a protein of 295 amino acids. The transcript has 10 exons. Gene Ontology annotation, biological process: protein phosphorylation. NCBI's taxonomy places the organism in Eukaryota, Metazoa, Chordata, Actinopteri, Syngnathiformes, Syngnathidae. Gene Ontology annotation, molecular function: protein kinase activity; ATP binding. The record is from RefSeq and is a predicted model, not a curated record.
GCCUCAGUCAAACGCCACUUGUUGCUCUCGCUGGCUGUCAUCUGUGUUAUGGUGACAGGGGAGGCUUUUUAUGUCAUUGUUCUCAGCGCUAAUGAGUCAGAAGAAAAUAACAUUUGCCAUUCGGUCAUUGUAUGGAGUUUAUCCUUACAAGUCCAGCAUGAUUAGCUUGGAGAACCUUGGAGACCCAUCGGCUAACUGGGACAUAGUGGAGACCAUCGGUAAAGGCACGUAUGGGAAAGUCUACAGAGUGACCAACAAGAAGGAUGGAAGUCAGGCGGCAGUCAAAGUGCUGGACCCCAUCAAUCAUACGAGGCACUCCAACAGAGAUGUGGAUGAGGAGAUAGAGGCCGAAUACAACAUCUUCAGGUCUCUGUCCAACCACCCCAAUGUGGUGAAGUUUUACGGCAUGUUUUACAAGUCUGAAAAUGUAUCAGGCGGACAACUUUGGCUGGUGCUAGAGCUGUGCAAUGGCGGUUCUGUCACAGAGCUCAUCAAAGGGCUGCUGAUGCGAGGCCAGCGUCUGCAGGAGCCUGUGAUCGCAUACAUUCUGUACAGCGCUCUCCUGGGUCUGCAGCACUUGCACAACAACCGGAUUAUCCAUCGCGAUGUCAAAGGCAACAACAUCCUCUUGACGACUGAGGGAGGAGUCAAACUGGUUGACUUUGGGGUUUCCGCCCAACUGACCAGUGCCCGACUGCGAAGGAACACGUCUGUCGGCACCCCGUUUUGGAUGGCUCCCGAGGUCAUAGCCUGUGAACAGCAAUAUGACUACUCCUACGAUGCCCGCUGUGAUGUCUGGUCUCUUGGCAUCACUGCCAUUGAGCUGGCUGAUGGAGAUCCUCCACUGGCCGACUUGCACCCUGUCAAAGCCCUCUUCAAGAUCCCACGCAAUCCUUCCCCGACACUGAGAAGUCCGGAGCAGUGGUGCAGAAGUUUCAGUCAUUUCAUUGGCCAGUAAGUGUCGAAAAGACUGCACAUGAUUAUUCACCCACCUCAGAUUUGGAUGCCUUGAAGUUGAUCAUCACUAAACAUAGUCAACUUGGAAGUGAAUGAAUGAAUGCAGUGAUUGAGUUAUGUACUGCUCAUCUCAUGAAAAAUAUGCAUGUUAGGUCUAUGGCUGACUUUAAAUUGAAAUGAAAUGGUGGUUUGUUCCCUGGUAUGUGUGCUUGUGACCAGUCCAGGGUGUACCACAACUCUUGUAGCAAGUCAGCUGGGAUAGACUCCAGCUCACCUUUGGCCCUAAUUGAGACCAGCAGAAAAACAAAAAUGGAUGGAAGUGUAAUUUCACCAAUGAGUACAUAUUGUAGUGAUGGACAUUGCAGUAGCAUAUUUAAUUGACAUAUAUUUUAGGUCUGUCAAAAAUAUGAAUGUAUUCAUCAUCAAUAACACAUAAAAUAUUGUAUAAUACAUGUAUAAACACAGAUUAAUAAGGCAAUUUAUUUUGACCGUACAUGCUCCUUUACUUAAUGGUUACCUAAAAGGUGGUGUGGGUCGUCUGUGAUCAGGUCUGUGAUCAGGUCUGUGAUCAGGUCUGUGAUCAGGUCAGUGAUCAGGUCUGUGAUCAGGUCAGUGAUCAGGUCAGUGAUCAGGUCUCUGAUCAGAUCUGUGAUCAGGUCUGUGAUCAGGUCAGUGAUCAGAUCUGUGAUCAGGUCAGUGAUCAGGUCUGUGAUCAGGUCUGUGAUCAGGUCAGUGAUCAGGUCUGUGAUCAGGUCUGUGAUCAGGUCUGUGAUCAGGUCUGUGAUCAGGUCUGUGAUCAGGUCUGUGAUCAGGUCUGUGAUCAGGUCAGUGAUCAGGUCUGUGAUCAGAUCUGUGAUCAGAUCUGUGAUCAGGUCAGUGAUCAGGUCUGUGAUCAGGUCUGUGAUCAGGUCAGUGAUCAGAUCUGUGAUCAGGUCAGUGAUCAGGUCUGUGAUCAGGUCUGUGAUCAGGUCAGUGCAAAGAAGAGUGAGGAGACUCCAACUGGUGUGCUCACUGGCAAGUUUGACUUCAAAAUACAUCUUGACAUGACAAUAAAUACAACCGUUACCAAGGUUUUGAGCAAUUAAAUGACGUGCAUUCAAGUAAAACAUUCAUUUUAAUUUGAAAAUGAAAUUUUGACAAUGAAAUUGCAAUUUAAUUCUGAAUAAUCCCAAUUCAGAAGUGUGAUUAAUCUGGUGUAAAAUUGUAAUCAUUUGACAGCAUUAGUGUAAUAAAUUUAGUACUAAUGAUUAUUAUAAUUUUAAUAAUGACAUUAUUAACAACAAUAUAAACAAUAUUUACACAUACCAUGUAAAAAUACACUUAUAUAUAUAUAUAUUAAUAUAUAU